This is a messenger RNA of Cladophialophora psammophila CBS 110553, 1731 nucleotides long. Its product is annotated as tannase. The record is from RefSeq and is a predicted model, not a curated record. NCBI's taxonomy places the organism in Eukaryota, Fungi, Ascomycota, Eurotiomycetes, Chaetothyriales, Herpotrichiellaceae. The transcript has a single exon. The coding region runs from base 1 to 1731 and encodes 576 amino acids.
AUGCAUUUCCAUCUCUUUGGCGUCGUCUCCAUCCUCACUGCUGUGCAUGCUGCGAACCUUGAUGACGUGUGUUCCGUCUCUUAUGUCAAAUCACAUCUCCCACCGCCCGGCUUCUAUCAGGGAGUCACCAUUAGUCCCUCUUCGGUUACAGCAAACCCGGUGACCGAUGUCGAGGUCGUGGACAACGAUUUCUAUCCCGAUGCUGUCUUCGAUUACUGUAAUGUCAGCUUCAGGUAUUCCCAUGACGGACUGAAUGACCAGGUGCUCCUCACAUACUGGCUUCCGGCACCGGCUAAGUUCCAGAAUCGGUUUCUGGUCACGGGUGGUGGCGGCUAUGCCAUCAAUUCGGGCAAUCAGUCUCUGCCGGGUGGCAUCAUUUAUGGAGCUGUUGCUGGCAUGACGGACGCAGGAUUUGGUGCUGCGCAGAGUAACACCAUCACACAGUGGCUCUCUGCGAACGGGACGCUCAAUUGGCACAAUAUCUACAUGUUCGGCUACCAGGGUAUUCGCGAAAUGAGUGAGCUGGGUAAGGAAUUCACCAAGACCUUCUUCAAUCUAACCCAGGCGAAUACCACACUAUACACGUACUUUCAAGGUUGUUCGGAAGGUGGUCGAGAAGGCUGGAGCCAGGUUCAACGCUACGGGGAUUCGUUCGACGGUGCCGUGAUCGGCGCGCCAGCCUUUCGCUGGUCAUUCCAGCAGACACAGCUCCUCUACCCAGAUGUGGUCGAGCAAACCAUGGGCUACUAUCCAUCUCCGUGUGAGCUACAGAAAAUCGUUAAUGAGACUAUAAUCAACUGCGACCCGCUCGAUGGGAAAGUGGAUGGUGUGGUGGCACGAACCGAUCUGUGUUAUCUGAACUAUAACAUAUCUGCUAUCGCAGGGCAGUCUUAUCACUGUCCCGCUACACCGGCCUUACCCGGCUCGCCAGCGGCCCCAUCUCAACAAGGGAACGUCACGAGACAAGCAAUUGCAGUAGCGAAGAAAAUCCUGGAAGGUCUUCAUGACACCCAAGGCAGGCGGGUAUAUUUCGCGCCUACGCCGAGCGCCCAGUUCACCGAGGCGCAGACAGGCUGGAAUGCGACAUCCGGUCAGUGGGGACUAUCAAUCAUAAGCCUGGGCGGUGUCUUCGUCCAAGUAGAGCUCAACAUGCUCAACGGGUCCAACGUUCCAAACCUCAACAGUGUCACGUACGACACGCUGAAAGACUGGAUCGUGGAGGGCAUGCAGCGGUUUCAAGGCGUCCUCGAGACAACCUGGCCGGAUAUAACCCCUUACAAGGAGGCCGGCGGGAAGGUCAUCAUGUUCCAUGGGGAAUCGGACUGGGGUAUCCCCACAGCGUCCUCGGUACGCUACUGGGAAUCGGUCCGCCGCAUCAUGAACCCCGGCAAAAGCUACAACGAGUCCGCCGCGGCGCAGAACGAAUUCUUCCGACUCUUCCUCGUCCCCGGCGCGACGCACUGCGCCGCCAACCCCGCCGAGCCCAAUGGGCCCUUCCCCCAGACGAACCUCGCCGUGAUGAUCGACUGGGUGGAGAAGGGCAUCGCGCCGCAGACCUUGAACGGUACAGUGCUGCAGGGCAAGAAUAAAGGCCAGAAUCAACAAAUCUGCGCCUGGCCGCUGAGGCCGGUGUGGUCGGGGAACGCCACCGACCCGGAAUGCCGCUACGACCAGAAAAGUGUGGAUUACUGGAACUAUGAUCUUGACGCGUUCAAGAUGCCCAUAUACUAA